Messenger RNA from Penicillium longicatenatum, 1422 nucleotides. Its product is annotated as ANL family adenylate-forming protein. The coding region runs from base 1 to 1422 and encodes 473 amino acids. Lineage: Eukaryota; Fungi; Ascomycota; Eurotiomycetes; Eurotiales; Aspergillaceae. Gene Ontology annotation, molecular function: medium-chain fatty acid-CoA ligase activity. The transcript is spliced from 4 exons. Gene Ontology annotation, biological process: fatty acid metabolic process. The record is from RefSeq and is a predicted model, not a curated record.
AUGGCCGUUACUUAUCCAUCAACCCCUCUCCUAGCAAGUGGUGCUCUUCCUGAAGAAGCGCUUUAUUUCUUGAACACUGCCAAUGCAGCGUAUCUUCUGACUGAGCCAAACACCGUCGAACGAGCUGCUGCGAUUAAAGACCAUGCUGUUCAAACAGCCAGUCAAAAUAUUCACCUUAUCCCAAUAGCACGGGCAGAGGCAGGUUCAAUUUCUAGUGCACGAGUCGAGAUCGAUGAAGACAUGACACUUGAUCCGAAACUCCCAUGCUUGAUCAUUUUCACCUCCGGUACCACCGGUCGGCCUAAAGGGGUGGUCAUUCCCCGGAAAACAUUCUUUUUCCAAAGACAGACAGAUCCCAGUGAGCUCUUUUUGGCCUAUCGUCCUGUUCACUGGAUAGGAGGUGCAUACAGCCUCCUCGUGCGGGUCUUGACCGGGUCAAGGGUUCAUUUCCUGAAGCGCCGCCCCGAGCCUGCCAACUUUUGGGAGAUUCUCAAGGAAGGUAGGAUUACCGGCACAUCUCUGCCCCCUGCACUUUUCAAAGAACUAGAAGAUUACUACCUGACGAAUAUCCGCUAUCUUCCUUCCCAAGAACACGAUGAAUAUGUCUCCGGGGCAGCGAAACUCCGGUUCGCCAUUAAUAGUGGAUCUGCGCUGAACCCGUCGACGGCCCAUUUCUGGAAAGAACUCACGAAUUUAAAGAUCCGGAAUGUAUACGCAUCUACCAAAUUUGGAAGUGCGGCUUUGAUGGCUUCGAUUGAGGCUGAAUAUGUUGAUAGAUGCAUUGUUAGGCCUCUGCCUGGAGUGGAAAUCAAACUAUCAGAUGGAGACGAAGGGGAAAUGCUCGUGAAAUCCUCUACCAUGUUCACUCAUUAUAUCAACAACGAGGCAGCAACAAGAGAUGCCUUUGACGAAGAAGGGUUCUUGAAAACCGGCGAUCUUGCUCAACACAUUGGAGAUUUGUAUUUCUUCAAAGGCAGAGCAAAUCACGACUGGACUCGAUUUUGGCACUUCAAGAUACCGGUACUUGAGCUGGAAGAGCGCCUCAUCCAGCUUCCGUAUAUAAGUAAAGCGUAUGGGCUGCCUGUCCUAGACCACGAGGCUCAAGGUCUUGCCGCGACGCUUGUUCGUCUUCGCGGACCGCAUGAAACACUCCAAAAUAUCAAUCUUCGCAGAAUUCGAGAGGACCUUGCUUCGAACAUGGAGCUUUACAAGCUUCCUGCACUUCUGUAUAUCCUGAAGGACGGAGAAGAAGUACCCAAGUCAGCAUCCGAGAAAGUCAUGAAGGCUCAAGCACUGGAGAAAUACUUCCACUUGUCCGACUACCGCCCGCGUGAUUAUGCCGUGCAUGGGGUUGAGUUUUGGGGCAAUCAGACUCAAAUUAGCUCAACUAGAAAGGCCCGGGACUGGGAGGGCGAGGACUAA